ACUGUUGUAUCCUCGUCCGUCCUUAUAUUCAAACAUCCUGUCCUCCCUCUCGCUCCAUCUCUCCCUCCGUCAUCUCUCCAUUCUGAGUCAUGCUGUCCGUAGUGGUAGAACACAUCUUCCUCCUGGUCCUCGUCACCCUCAUCAGUGUCCUGCAGAAUGCUUUCUUUGCAACGAAGGUAGAGAGGGAGGGUAAAGAGCACCACGCCAACACUUCUGCUUUUGAGAGAGUGUCCUGCGCCAAUCGUAACUGCAUGGAUUCAUACCCUACCUUCCUGGCUGUAUUGUGGUGUGCUGGACUGUGUCUCAACCAAGCUCCUGCUGCCUUCGCAGGGCUCGUCUACCUGGUGGCCAGACAGAAGUACUUUAUUGGGUAUAUGGGGCAGACAUCUCAGAGCACUCCAGGGUACGUGUUUGGGAAACGUGUCCUGUCCUUCCUGUUCCUGAUGUGCAUUGUGGGUAUCUUCAACCUCCUGCUGGUGCGUUACUUCGGCAAUGACUUUAAAGACACCGUGGAGACCAUCACCACCGCAGCCUCCGCUCUACUCCUCAUUCCCUGAACACGUGUGUCUGUGUGUGUCUGUGUGUGUGUGUGUCUGUGUGUGUGUGUGUGUGUGUGUGUGU
This is a messenger RNA of Oncorhynchus gorbuscha (pink salmon), 621 nucleotides long. RefSeq names its product arachidonate 5-lipoxygenase-activating protein-like. Gene Ontology annotation, biological process: leukotriene biosynthetic process. The transcript is spliced from 5 exons. The record is from RefSeq and is a predicted model, not a curated record. NCBI's taxonomy places the organism in Eukaryota, Metazoa, Chordata, Actinopteri, Salmoniformes, Salmonidae. Gene Ontology annotation, cellular component: endoplasmic reticulum; membrane; nuclear envelope. Gene Ontology annotation, molecular function: glutathione transferase activity; enzyme activator activity; glutathione peroxidase activity. The coding region runs from base 90 to 557 and encodes 155 amino acids.